AUGGGCGUGCGAAUUCCGUACGCCUUUGGGUGCUUCGUUCGAUACUUGUUGAGGCCCAAGCCGGAGGUGUGGCACAGGAUGCAGCCGUUUGAGAAGCAGCUGAGGGGAGACAAGGUGGUGAGCAUUGGCAUGCACGUGCGACAGUUCGGCCGCGGCCCCCCCCCGCCCAACACCACUGUCAGCCCGGAGGAAGUGAAGCAAGUCAUGGACGACGUCGUGUGGCCCGCCAUUGAGUGUGCCAAGAAUCUGGAGAACUGGUGGUACCCGCCAACGCUUGACGUGAAGUGGCUCGUUAUUAGCGACUCGUUGCAACUCAAACAGGAGGCUACCAAAGUGAAUGAUUCCAAGAUCGUGAUCACUGAAUUCGAACCGUGGGUCCCACCCUCCCUCCUCAGCAUCACCCAAAGCCCCCCUCCUCCACCCGCGCCCGCACCCCCUCCCUCCUCCGACCCUUCUUCCGAUCCCACCACCCCUGAGGGGCCCCCGCCCCCUGCAAUCCCCUCUGUUCAAACCUUCCAAGAGACAGUCACUGAGUGGCUUCUCCUCUCCUCGUGCAACUCCUUUAUUGUUUCAACCUCCGCCUUUGGCCGUACGGCUGCCAUGUAUUCAAUGCACCCUAUGAGCAUCUACACGCCGCAGUCGUGUGAGCCUCAGACCCCCGUCCGCGUUAGCAGCUUCGGAGAGGGGUCAAAGCGGCAGUUCUGA
Closterium sp. Naga37s-1 is the source of this 705-nucleotide messenger RNA. The record is from the annotation of a GenBank genome assembly. Lineage: Eukaryota; Viridiplantae; Streptophyta; Zygnematophyceae; Desmidiales; Closteriaceae.